Brassica rapa (field mustard) is the source of this 5010-nucleotide messenger RNA. RefSeq names its product 1-aminocyclopropane-1-carboxylate synthase 5. NCBI's taxonomy places the organism in Eukaryota, Viridiplantae, Streptophyta, Magnoliopsida, Brassicales, Brassicaceae. The record is from RefSeq and is a predicted model, not a curated record. Gene Ontology annotation, biological process: amino acid metabolic process; biosynthetic process. Gene Ontology annotation, molecular function: 1-aminocyclopropane-1-carboxylate synthase activity; transaminase activity; pyridoxal phosphate binding.
AGUCUAAACUAUUUUUUGAUAUUUUGUAUGUCAAAUGAAAAUAAAAAUAUAAAAACUAAAGUUAAGUAUUUUUUAAAUGUUUUUAAGUAUAAAAUAUAUACAUAUCCAAACUAUUAUUUUAUGUUUUUAAAAAAAAUUAGAAAAUAUUUAAAUUUAGUUUUUAUAUUUUUAUUUACAUAGCUGAUAUAUUAUUAUAUAAUAAAAUUAAUUCAUUUAUUAACUUGCGGUUCAUCCGUGGUUCACCCGCAGUCGACCCAGUGACCCAGCAACCCGGUAAGUCGUCCGGUUCAGUGUCCGGGUCGGGUUUAAAAACAUUGCCCAUAUUCCCUUUCUUCUAAUAUAAUAAUCUAUAAUAUAAAAAUCUAACAAAUCUAUUUUUAAUGAUAUAUAAUAAAAAUAUGUUCUGAUUUGAUUUUUAAAAUUAAUUUUAAAUCUAAAACUAUUAUGUGAUAUUAAUUAUAUGAUUGCAUUUAUCAGGUUGAUAUGAUAUCUUUUGGUAGUUUCAGGAAACGCAAUCAAGACUAAGAUGAUAAAUACCGAAAUAUAUGGCUUCAUCAUCAUCAGUAUGAUGAUUUCACAUGCUAGUUUCAAUGGGUCGUUUUGCUUUUUAUUUUUAUCAUUAUUAGAAGUUGUUAUUCAAGGACCCAUUUUGGCCGCACCAAUCAAAUCAGUUUGAUAUUUAUGAAAUCUUGAAAAAUAAUUUGAGAAAAUCGCAAUGUCUCAUUCAUUAUUAUUUUUAAAUGUAUCUUAGAUAUUGCUAUAAGAUAACGUUUCUUGACGUUGAGGGUUUUAUUAUUUUAGAGAAACAAUAACCACUAUAUAAUACCUACCAAAGAAUAUUCAGUUAAGUUAGUUGAUCGUUGGAGUCAAACUUAAAUCGAACAACGUCACUUGAAAAUCUGGGGGAUAAGUUAUAUAAACCAGCGGCUACCAGCCUACCAGCAUUGCCUUGAUCUCGUCCACCUGAUUUUGUUUGUUAAAUUUAACGCAACUAGAUUGAUUAAAUGUUAAGUAAUCAUAUUAACCUAUGUCCAAAUUAAUAGAUCACCAUUUUAAAUCCCAUGUUUGAAUAACUCGUUGCGCAACCUACUUGUGCUUUUUUUUCUUCUUCAGAAAAACAGUUCAGAAAUAUAUGCUUUUCAAUUUCUUAAAUUCAUAUAUGCGGGAUGAAAAUAAGUUCAGUAAAAACCACAUAUAAAAAUAUAAAUUCCUUCUUUUUGAUGAAGACAUUAAUUCCUUCUUCCAACCAGAGAUAAAUUUAUUUUAAAUAUAUAGUCUUCUUCUGGUCAUACACUUUUCCAUGGUUACCAUCCCAGAAUCAUCAACUUCGUUGGUUAUCGAAAUAUGCAACAAUGUGGCUCAAUAUAUACAAGUCCAUGUUUUCUCUCAAAAUUGGAAUCUGAUUGAUCUACAGAUUUAUGCUAAAACGUCAUACUUUGUUAUAUACUUCUAUUGAUAUACAUUAGUACAUAUAUACGUCGAUCUUUGCUAAAAAAGAAAGUAUACGUCGAUCAUGGCUAGUCGUGAAAAAGGUAUACUUGCAUUGCAUGAAAAUGAUCCCACCAAAUUGACAAGUCGAUGUCAAUAUGACCGGAGAAAAAAAUUAAAGGCGGACCAACUUAUUCAGGACUACUAGCUAGUAUAGGGAGCAUAAAUGGUUCUCUUUGACUUACCAUCUUCAGUAUAAAUAUAUGUAUUUUAGAUGUAUAUAUAUGUACAUGCAUACGUAUACACGAUCAACUUAAUGAGAUAAUACAUUUUCUUCAAGCGAUUCAUGAGCAUUACUUUUGAUCCCCACUUGUCUCUCUUCCUUUUUCUUGUAUGUUAUUUUCCUUGCUUUCUAAUUUUACGUUUACCACUUUUUAUUUUAUUUUAUUAGUAUUUAUAUAACUCUGUUGACACUAGUUAUGAUAAGAAAAUUUCGUGUUAUGUCACAAUAUUCGUAGAAAUGAUAUCUGAUAGUUUUACCAUCUGUAUUUAGUAGUUGAUUUACAAGUCAUUAGUAUUGGAAAAAGACAACAAACAAUAUUGAAGAAAGGGUACGUAGACUGCAUAUUAGUUCAUGAGUUGAUAUCUAACUCCAUUGAGCGGGAUUCUGUUGUUAUUACCAUAACUACAAAAAAAUAAAAUAAUAGUAAUUCGAUUUUUAUAAAUAAACCAUUUAUAUAUGGCAUAUGAGUUUGCUUUUUUUAAUUGGCAUAUUUGGUCCCUAAAUGAUGGUCAUAACAAGGGCGGUCCGGCGGUGACGGAAACGCGUAAAGGUUAAUCAUUUAAUUAAACUUAAUAUCAUUAUUUUAAUAAUAUAUUAUCGUUUUAUUUCUUAUCCCUACUAAAAUUAUUUAAUAUUCAAAUCCUAGGAAACGAACAAAUUAAUCAGGGAACUCAGCUCAAAUUCUAUCAUUUAAUUUUGUGUGUAUGUAUAAUUGAAACUUUCUGAAUAAAACCAAUACUAAGAUUUAUCGCCGUAUGUGUGAAUGCAAUAAUAAAUAGAAGUUCAAUAAUGGAUCACUCUUAUUUUCAUAUAGUAUAAAGCUCUAUAUUGCAAUAUAUUGAAUAUCAAUUCUCAUCAAAUAAUAGCUGAAUGAUUGUUAGAGUCGUAAUAAAACACAAUAAAAUAAAUUGUCUCACAUGUCUUAACGAAAAUUUACUAAAAAUGUGUUAAUGUCUGGGCGGUCAAAAGAGUGUCUAGUUUCUGAUUCUUUUGUCACACUUUUUUAUUUUUUGGGAUAAAAUGUCGUAAGAUUGUUAUCUAUAUAUAUCCCUCAACAUACCCAUUGAUUCUUCAAACACAUCUCACUCUUCACCAGCUUAAACCCUAAACCAAGAUCUCUUUUUUUGUUCUCUCUCUCUCUCUCUUUCCUCUCAUUAAUUCUCUCUUCGACCAAAAUUUCUUGACAUAAAAUCAGAAAAAUGAAACAGCUUUCAACAAAAGUGACAGGCAACGGUCAUGGACAAGACUCAUCCUACUUCUUGGGAUGGGAAGAGUACGAGAAGAAUCCUUACGAUGAGAUCAAGAACCCUAAUGGGAUGAUCCAGAUGGGUCUUGCCGAAAAUCAGCUAUGUUUCGAUCUCAUCGAGUCAUGGUUAGCUAGGAACCCAGACGCAGCUAGUCUCAAGAGGAACGGUCAAUCCAUUUUCAGAGAGCUUGCUCUCUUUCAAGACUAUCACGGCAUGCCUGAAUUCAAAAAAGCUAUGGCUGAGUUCAUGGAAGAGAUAAGAGGAAACAGAGUCACAUUUGAUCCCAAAAAGAUUGUUUUAGCCGCUGGUUCGACCUCAGCGAACGAGACACUCAUGUUUUGUCUCGCUGAGCCUGGCGAUGCUUUCCUCUUGCCUACUCCUUACUAUCCUGGAUUUGAUAGAGAUCUUAAAUGGAGAACUGGAGCUGAGAUCGUGCCGAUUCACUGCUCAAGCUCCAAUGGCUUCCAAAUCACGGAAGCAGCUCUUCAACAAGCUUACCAACAAGCCCACAAACUUGAUCUCAAAGUCAAAGGAGUUCUUGUCACGAAUCCAUCGAACCCACUUGGCACUGCGUUGACCAGACGUGAACUUAACCUUCUCGUUGACUUCAUCACUUCCAAGAACAUUCAUCUCAUCAGCGACGAGAUCUACUCAGGCACUAUGUUCGGGUUUGAACAGUUCAUAAGCGUGAUGGAUGUCUUGAAAGACAAGAAACUCGAAAACACCGAGGUUUCUAAAAGAGUCCACGUCGUUUACAGCCUUUCCAAAGAUCUAGGGCUUCCUGGUUUCCGCGUGGGAGCGAUCUACUCCAACGAUGAAAUGAUCGUUUCCGCAGCGACAAAAAUGUCGAGUUUCGGUCUUGUUUCUUCUCAGACUCAAUACCUUCUCUCUGCAUUGCUCUCAGACAAAAAGUUCACAAGCCAAUACCUCGAGGAGAAUCAGAAACGGCUCAAGUCCAGACAAAAGCGCCUAGUGUCUGGUCUUGAGUCCGCGGGGAUUACUUGCUUGAGAAGCAAUGCGGGUUUGUUCUGUUGGGUCGACAUGAGACACCUCUUGGACACAAACACAUUCGAAGCAGAGCUCGACCUCUGGAAAAAGAUUGUCUACAACGUGAAACUAAACAUCUCACCCGGUUCGUCGUGUCACUGCACCGAACCGGGUUGGUUUAGGGUUUGUUUCGCUAAUAUGAGCGAGGGUACACUCGAUUUGGCCUUGAAGAGGCUCAAAACAUUCGUAGAGUCCACAGACUGUGGACGGAUGAUAUCAAGAAGCAGCCAUGAAAGGCUCAAGAGUUUGAGGAAGAAGACAGUCUCUAACUGGGUUUUCCGGGUUUCAUGGUCCGACCGUGUGCCUGAUGAGCGAUGAAAUUAUUCAUCUCCCUGAGUUUGAGACGACAACAAAGUCUUCCAAGGUUUUUUCUUCUUUAUUUCCUUCAUUUUUUUAUAUUUUGGAGAAGUAUUUUUUCAUUUUCCAAGAUAUAUAUAAUAUCAUUAUAUAUGUGUAAUAUUCAUAAAUGUUUGGGUAUUUUAUGCAAUUUUUCGGGUGUAAAAUUGUUACUGUAAGUGUCGUUAUGUGUUAAAAAAUGCACUCAGUCCGAAUGUGGAUUUGCAGUGGCUAUAUAUAUAUCCGGUUGUAAUUUUAAUUAAAAGUUUGCAUGUAUUGUGUAAUUCACUCUUUUAAUAUAUUAAUAUUCCAAUAAUAUGUGUUUAUGUAAUUUGUAUUGAUUUCUGAACAGCUUGUGAUACAUUCUUUAAUAUAAGUAUGUUUUAAUGCAUAGUUGCAUCAUUCACUACCAUAUAAUGAAUGUUAAAGAUGUUUGAAAUCUUUGUUGUCUCUAUUUUUCUAGAGAAUAUCGAUUUUAUAAUAGUUAGUCCACUUAUUUAGGGAGUAUUAUGAAGUUUUACUAAAUUAAUUGACAAAAAAUUAAAACGAUGUCCAUUUACCAUGAAAGAGAGUUUAAUAUACAUUAAUACAAAUGUAGAAUGUAUUUAUAAAUUUUAAAACAACACUAAAAAUCAUAGACUUCAGUAUAUAGAGCAUUUACCGAAAAUU